Messenger RNA from Dovyalis caffra, 1275 nucleotides. The record is from the annotation of a GenBank genome assembly. Lineage: Eukaryota; Viridiplantae; Streptophyta; Magnoliopsida; Malpighiales; Salicaceae.
AUGGCGAGUAGAUACUGGGUAGUUUCUCUUCCGGUUCAAAACUCAGCUUCUUCUGUAUGGAACCGUCUGCAAGAACAAAUCUCCAGGCACUCUUUUGAUACACCUCUCUACAGGUUUAAUAUCCCCAAUCUUCGUGUUGGAACCCUCGAUUCACUCCUUGCCCUUAGCGAUGAUCUCGUCAAGUCGAAUAGCUUUAUAGAAGGAGUUUCGCACAAGAUCAGGAGACAGAUCGAAGAAUUGGAGAGGGUAUCGGGUGAUAGUAAUGCUUUGACAGUUGAUGGUGUGCCAGUUGACUCGUACCUAACCAGGUUUGUUUGGGAUGAAGCAAAAUAUCCAACAAUGUCUCCUCUAAAGGAGAUUGUGGAUGGUAUUCAUGGUCAAGUGGCGAAGAUUGAAGAUGACCUCAAGGUUCGUGUUGCUGAGUAUAAUAAUGUACGCAGUCAUCUCAAUGCUAUCAAUCGGAAGCAAAGUGGAAGCUUAGCUGUUCGUGAUCUUUCCAAUUUGGUGAAACCAGAGGACAUUAUUAUCUCUGAACACCUUGUAACCCUCCUUGCAAUUGUUCCCAAGUAUUCACAGAAGGACUGGUUGGCAAGCUAUGAAACGUUGACUAACUAUGUGGUUCCCAGGUCCUCCAAGAAGUUAUACGAGGAUAAUGAAUAUGCACUUUACACAGUAACACUAUUUAAUCGCGUGGCAGACAAUUUUAGAACAAGUGCACGUGAAAAAGGGUUCCAAAUUCGCGAUUUUGAAUAUAGUUCAGAAGCACAAGAGAGCAGGAAGCAAGAGUUAGAAAGACUGGUGCGAGACCAAGAAAGUUUGAGAAGUUCUCUUUUGCAGUGGUGCUACACUAGUUAUGGGGAGGUUUUCAGCUCUUGGAUGCAUUUUUGUGCUGUUCGAGUCUUUUCAGAGAGCAUUCUCAGAUAUGGAUUGCCCCCAUCAUUCUUGGCUUGCGUUUUAUCUCCUCCUGCUAAAAGCGAGAAGAAAGUUCGUUCAAUCCUUGAAGGAUUGUGUGACAGUUCAAACAGCGCAUACUGGAAAUCUGAAGAUGAAGUGGGAGGAGUGAUUUUCGGUUUGGGAGGCGAUGCCGAUAAUUAUCCUUAUGUACUGGGACUUGGAAUUGUAAUGACAUCUGUGGAGUUCUCAUGGGUUACUAGGGGACAAUGCUUGAAGGGAAAUGCAACUCCAGUUCUGCUUUCUAGUAUUGUUGAGCUAAUGAGAGCUAAUGAGGUUAUUUAUAUGGAAAUUAGUGAUGGUAUUUUUGACCAAGAGAUUUAA